AUGGCGGAACGAGGAGGCGGAAGCUGGACUAGCAAGUGGAAAUGGAGCAUGAAUCUCGGUAUUGCAGAAGUCACAGUUUAUGCAUUUAGUAUAGAGAACUUUAAACGUAACAAAGAAGAAGUUGAUAAUCUCAUAGACCUUAUGAGGCAGAAAUUCAAGGAUUUGUUAGAAAACAAGAAAAAAUUGAAGGACGAUGGAAUAUGUAUUCGUGUGUUUGGCAAUUUGUCCCUGUUGCCAGAAGAUAUAUGUAAAUUAAUAGCUGAAGUUAUGAUUGUUACUAGGGAAAAUAAUAGAAUAUUUAUUAAUUUUGCUGUUGCUUAUACAUCAAGGGAUGAAAUUACUCAUGCAAUUAAGGAUACCAUAAUACAAGGUGUAAAGGAUUCUGAUAUUUUACCUGAAGAUAUUAACGAAGAUCUGAUUACUGAUUGUUUGUACACUUACAAGUCUUCAUAUCCAAAUUUGUUAAUUCGUACUUCCGGAGAAACUCGACUUAGCGAUUUUCUCAUGUGGCAAAUUUCCAAUACUUGUAUUUACUUUAUCAAAGUAUUGUGGUCUGAAUUCAGUCUAUGGAAUUUUCUUUGUGCAAUUUUUUAUUAUCAGAGAUGUUAUUCUAGCUUGCAAAAAAAUAAAAACAAUUUGAAACCAAUUAUGCAUAAUACUAGAGUAUCCAUGUUUAUUUAUAAGUUAUAUAACAAACGUGACAUAGCAAUCGAAAAAAUAUAUCAAUCAGCAAUUCAAUCCUAG
Messenger RNA from Acromyrmex echinatior (Panamanian leafcutter ant), 744 nucleotides. RefSeq names its product dehydrodolichyl diphosphate synthase complex subunit DHDDS-like. The record is from RefSeq and is a predicted model, not a curated record. NCBI's taxonomy places the organism in Eukaryota, Metazoa, Arthropoda, Insecta, Hymenoptera, Formicidae.